Sugiyamaella lignohabitans is the source of this 951-nucleotide messenger RNA. It is a transcript of the gene PNP1, whose product is annotated as purine-nucleoside phosphorylase. Gene Ontology annotation, molecular function: purine-nucleoside phosphorylase activity. The transcript has a single exon. Gene Ontology annotation, biological process: nucleoside metabolic process. NCBI's taxonomy places the organism in Eukaryota, Fungi, Ascomycota, Dipodascomycetes, Dipodascales, Trichomonascaceae. Gene Ontology annotation, cellular component: cytoplasm. The record is from RefSeq and is a predicted model, not a curated record. Bases 1 to 951 code for a protein of 316 amino acids.
AUGACCUCCAAGAACCAAUUGUUUCCAUUCCAUACGAAGAGAUUCCUCAUUUUCGGUCUUCAACAGGUAAGUUUGGUGCCUGUUGCCCCCAGCAUCUGGGGCCGAGCUCCAGACCCCGCUGCUCCUCUCGUUUCACUCGAGUCGUUACGGCGAGUCUCAUGCAAUCUGAAUACAUGGCGUUUGGGUACUGUUUAUAGACUCAAUCGUGAAGUCUCGAAAUUCUUAUCAGAUCUAACUAAUUUAGUGGCUGGUCACGCUGGAAGACUAGUAGCAGGCUUGUUGGGCCCAGAAAAGACACCUGUUAUUUGCAUGGCAGGGAGAUUGCAUACAUACGAGGGAUAUGAUAUUAAAGACACAGUAUUCCCCAUCCGAGUAUUCGUAGCUUUGAAGAUUCAAUGUUUAAUUGUUACCAAUGCCGCUGGAGGACUGAACCCUGAUUACAAGGUUGGUGACCUCAUGUUGUUAACAGAUCAUGUCAACCUCCCUGGAUUGGCUGGUCUACACCCUCUUAAGGGCCCUAAUGACGACCGAUUCGGACCACGAUUCCCAGCAUUGAGUGAUGCCUAUGACCACGAUUUGAGAGCAGCCUUUUUCAAGUCGGCAGAUAACCUUGGAAUCAAGAGGACAAUACACGAAGGUACUUAUGCGUUUGUCAGUGGUCCAACAUACGAGACGAGAGCCGAAGUCCGUUUUCUGCUAGCUGUAGGUGCUGAUGCCGUUGGUAUGAGUACAGUGCCAGAAAUAAUUGUCGCUCGUCACAGCGGAUUGCGAGUUUUAGCCCUCAGUCUGAUCACAAAUGCAGCUGUUUCCGAAAAGAUCCCUUCAGCCCGUGAACCCCUCAAUGCUUCGCUGUCCGAAGGUAAAGCCACUCACCAGGAAGUGGUCGAUGCUGGAAACGAGGCAGCCAAAGACGUGCAAGCCAUUGUUGGACGGCUUGUCUCAGCUCUAUAG